UCCCUACCGGUCGCGGGGCGGGGCCGUGCGCCUGCGCGGAGCGGACAGUCUGGGGGGCCCGCAGCCGCAGGGUGGCAGGCAGUUGCCGUGGGGACCGCGGGCCCCUCCCUCCUCCGGUCCUCUGCCCCUGGCGUUCCCCACCGAGGCGCGGCCGACGACCCGGCUUCCCUGCCGCCGGCCCGGUGGAGCUGCAGACGGUGCCCCGCGAGAGGCGGAGCCGCUCCCAAGAUGUCGCAGACGGCCAUGUCCGAGACCUACGAUUUUUUGUUUAAAUUCUUGGUUAUUGGGAAUGCAGGAACCGGCAAGUCUUGCUUGCUUCAUCAGUUUAUUGAAAAAAAAUUCAAAGAUGACUCAAAUCACACAAUAGGAGUGGAAUUUGGCUCAAAGAUAAUAAAUGUUGGUGGUAAAUAUGUAAAGUUACAGAUAUGGGACACAGCAGGCCAAGAACGAUUCAGGUCUGUGACGAGAAGCUACUACAGGGGUGCGGCAGGGGCGCUGCUCGUCUAUGACAUCACCAGCCGAGAAACCUACAAUGCGCUUACUAAUUGGUUAACAGAUGCCAGAAUGCUCGCAAGUCAGAACAUCGUCGUCAUCCUCUGUGGGAACAAGAAGGACCUGGACGCCGAUCGGGAAGUCACUUUCCUAGAAGCCUCCCGAUUUGCUCAGGAAAAUGAGCUGAUGUUUCUGGAAACGAGCGCACUAACCGGGGAGAACGUGGAAGAGGCCUUUGUACAGUGUGCGAGAAAAAUACUUAACAAAAUUGAAUCAGGUGAGCUGGACCCAGAAAGAAUGGGCUCAGGUAUUCAGUAUGGCGAUGCUGCCUUGAGACAGCUGCGGUCUCCACGACGUGCACAGGCCCCAAGCGCACAGGAGUGUGGCUGCUGAAGCAGCACAGGGUGCACAGGGACUUCCGUGGUGGCACAGUGGUUAGGAAUCCGCCUGCCAAUGCAGGGGACAUGGGUUCGAGCCCUGGUCCGGGAAGAUCCCACAUGCCGCAGAGCAACUAAGCCCAUGAGCCACAACUACUGAGCCUGCACUCUAGAGCCCGCGAGCCACAGCUACUGAGCCCGCGUGCCUACAGCCCGUGCUCCGCAACAAGAGAAGCCACCGCAAUGAGAAGCCCGCGCACCGAAACGAAGGGUAGCCCCCGCUCGCCACAACUGGAGAAAGCCCGCGCGUAGCAGCAAAGACCCAACGCAGCCAAAAAAUAAAUUAAAAAAAAAAUACUUAAGGAUUUUACCAGCUAAGACGUUUAAUGAACCCUGUUCAACUUAAUCCCACCAGGUUGCCAGAGGACAGCUCUGUUGUCUCAAAUAUCACUCUAAACAGCACCAUCUGCUAGGGCUCAGAAGUCUGUUCGGUGAACACUGGAUCCUGGUAUUUAACCAGAAUUCAAACAGCCUGAACUUUCUGCUUCUUUUCAUUCCCUCUUUGCUUCGGGCUGGAGUCACAGUGUUAGUGCUAACACAGUCAUUGCUUUGUGGCUCCACACAUGAGGCCCCCUCGUCUGCCGUGUCCUCAGGCCUUCGCACAGGGACACUCCAGGGCUGAGUCCGAGGAGAACCAGACCUCUGGGGGAUGGAUGAGCAGGGGAAACGCAAUCACUCUAAUUUAAUCCAAAGAGAAAACGAAGGUCUAUGGGCUUCCCUGGUGGCGCAGUGGUUGAGAGUCCGCCUGCCGAUGCAGGGGACGCGGGUUCGUGCCCCGGUCUGGGAGGAUCCCACGUGCCGCGGAGCGGCUGGGCCCGUGAGCCGUGGC
Molecule: messenger RNA, 1758 nt
Organism: Physeter macrocephalus (sperm whale)
Lineage: Eukaryota; Metazoa; Chordata; Mammalia; Artiodactyla; Physeteridae
Gene: RAB4A
Product: RAB4A, member RAS oncogene family
Exons: 8
Coding region: 229-885 (218 amino acids)
Biological process (GO): Rab protein signal transduction; regulation of endocytosis; vesicle-mediated transport
Cellular component (GO): postsynaptic recycling endosome; plasma membrane; insulin-responsive compartment
Molecular function (GO): GTP binding; GTPase activity
Source: RefSeq, a predicted model, not a curated record